Molecule: messenger RNA, 2221 nt
Organism: Ctenocephalides felis (cat flea)
Lineage: Eukaryota; Metazoa; Arthropoda; Insecta; Siphonaptera; Pulicidae
Product: sodium-dependent neutral amino acid transporter B(0)AT3-like
Exons: 16
Coding region: 1-2187 (728 amino acids)
Biological process (GO): sodium ion transmembrane transport
Cellular component (GO): membrane
Source: RefSeq, a predicted model, not a curated record
AUGGAUUACGCCGAUGCUUUAUCGAGCGUAAAAAUAGCUUCAGGUUUAGGAUUGGAGGCUAUAAAAGACAAGCCAUGGCAUAUUAGUUCAUCAAACGCAUUAACCGGGCGAAGGUCUCCAAAUGGAGUUGAAUGGUUAACUCAACAAAUUAGUUCCGUGCACGAAUUGGCGCCGCUGAACACGCGUGCACGAGGCGACGGUUCGCAUGGGGUGACGAUCGUCCUUAGUCCCGUGCGAGGCGGUUCCGUCGGCGAAGUUCAAGAUCUGCCCGGCGGCGAUCCCGACCGAGCGGCAUGGAGUGGAAAAUUGCAAUUUUUUCUAUCCAUUAUCGGUUACUCGGUCGGCUUGGGCAACAUUUGGAGAUUUCCCUAUUUGUGUCAACAAAACGGAGGUGGUGCGUUUCUCAUACCCUUUAUGAUAAUGUUAAUAUUAGAGGGCAUUCCUCUAUUUUUAAUAGAACUGGGCAUAGGCCAGAAAAUGAGGCUGGGGUCUCUCGGAGUCUGGAAUACAAUACACCCCUGGUUGGGUGGAAUCGGCAUUGCCAGCUGUAUUGUUACAUUGUUCGUUGCAUUGUACUACAACGUUAUCAUAACAUGGUGCUUUUACUAUUUGUUUAAUAGUUUUCAGUCUCCAUUGCCGUGGUCGUCGUGUCCGCAAAUAAACGGCACGGACGUCGCGGAGUGCGCGCGAUCUUCGGAAACUGCGUACUUCUGGUACCGGACGACGCUGGACGCCGCGCCCUCCAUGGACGACAGCGGCGGCAUCAAGUGGUGGAUCGUUCUAUGCUUGCUGCUUUCAUGGACGGUGGUCUUCUUCAUCGUCAUGAAGGGUAUACAGAGCUCUGGAAAGGUGGUGUAUUUUACUUCAUUGUUUCCAUAUGUAGUGUUAACAAUUUUCUUCAUACGCGCAGUUACUCUAAAAGGAGCUAGUGCUGGUCUUAUACACAUGUAUACACCUAAGGUGGAAAAGUUGUUGGAUCCCACCGUGUGGCUGGAUGCUGCCACGCAAGUGUUCUAUUCGUUCGGCCUUGCUUUCGGUUCGCUGAUCGCCUUCGGCAGCUACAACACGCCGAAGAACAAUUGCGUGCGGGACGUCAUAUUGGUUUCCGUCUGCAACGCUCUGACGGCGAUCUACGCCAGCCUCGUCAUUUUCGCCAUCCUCGGUUUCAAAGCGAUGACGAAUGUCGACAGGUGUAUCGAUGUAAAUAAGGGCAUUCUUUUUGCCCAUGAUAUCCUCCCGUCUCGAAAUGUCAGUCAGGCCGAAUAUGAGGCGGGAAUGGCAAACGCACUGGCGCGAGGCAAUGAAACGAAGGCUUGGGACUUGGAAGAAUGCAGUCUCGCCACUCAGCUGGACAAUGCUGCAGAAGGCACGGGCCUGGCGUUCAUAGUUUUCACUCAAGCAAUUGUCGAAUUACCCGGAGCGCCAUUCUGGGCUGUGAUUUUUUUCAUGAUGUUGUUAUCUUUGGGAUUGGGUUCACAAAUUGGUAUUUUAGAAGGAAUGCUUUGUACAAUUUUCGAUAUCGAAAUUUUCAAGAGGAUACGAAAACCUUAUGUAACAGGUGUGGUUUGCGUUUUCUGCUUUCUGGUCGGUUUAAUAUUUACGACCGGCGCAGGUGAAUAUUGGCUGAAAAUGUUCGAUUCUUUUGCGGGAACUAUAGGACUUGUCGUGGUGGCUUUGUUGGAAAUGAUUUCUGUCAUAUAUGUAUACGGCCAUGAGAAGUUCACAAAUGAUAUAUAUGAAAUGACAGGGUAUCGGCCUGGAAUGUAUUGGCAAAUCACUUGGCGAUAUAUUGGUCCGGUUAUAAUGACGGUCAUCUUGGUAUCGAGUAUAGUCUUUAUGAUUAUCGAAAAUCCAAAGUAUCAAGCAUGGAGCGCGGAACUGGGUGCGGUGGUUCCGACUUCGUAUCCUGGCUGGGUGAUGUCGAUAGCUGUCUGCAUGAUAUGCGCUGGUGUCCUGCCGAUGCCGGUCGUCUUCUUCAUGCGACGUUGUCAAUGUCUCAAACUGGAUGUCGACAUCCAUCAAGGAUCGAUCAGGAGGAUCGAGACAACAGCCUCCACGAAGGAGAUGAUCGACGAAGAUGAUGUUAUAAGCCCAGAUUUAACACCUCAGGAUAUGAACAUUACACGGUUCACUAUAGGCGAUUUUGAUGCCCAAGGAGUUACUUCGUCGGGGAGGAGAAAUCACUAAUACUAACAUCAUAUCAACGGAAGAGGACGAUGAC